UUUUGAAAAUUUUGUCAAUUGAAAGUUGUUUGUAUUCACUUCAGCGUGGUUUGGUGUUGUGAUUACAAAGCAAGAAAAGAAAAGCGGUGAAAAUUCAUUAAAAAUGUUUCGCAAUCAGUACGACAGUGAUGUGACUGUUUGGAGUCCCCAGGGGCGACUCCAUCAGGUGGAAUAUGCCAUGGAGGCCGUAAAACUGGGAACGGCCACGGUGGGUCUGAAGAAUAAGGAUCAUGCAAUUCUCAUUGCCCUGAAGAGAGCAUCAUCCGAAUUGGCGUCGUAUCAGAAGAAAAUUAUUCCCAUUGAUGAUCAUUUGGGUAUCUCCAUCUCAGGAAUUACAGCCGACGCAAGGAUUUUGAGCCGGUACAUGCGUCAGGAGUGCCUCAAUUACAAGUACUCCUACGAUGCUAAUUACCCAGUUGGUCGUCUGAUCACAAACUUGGGGAAUAAGAUGCAAGUUUGCACACAGCGCUACGAUCGACGCCCAUACGGAGUUGGUCUCCUUGUUGCCGGCUACGAUGAUUUGGGCCCACAUGUCUUCCAGGUGUGCCCCAGUGCAAAUUACUUCAAUUGCAAAGCCAUGUCAAUUGGUUCUCGCUCCCAGAGUGCCCGUACGUACUUGGGAAAGCACCUCAAUAGUUUCCCAACGUGUGAUCUCAAGAAACUCAUUGAGCACGGGCUGCUCGCCCUCCGGGAUACACUGCCGAAUGAACUAAAUCUCACGGAGAAGAAUGUCUCCAUUGCAAUCGUGGGCAAGGGGACUCCCUUCCAGAUUCUCUCCGAGGAAGAGAAUAAGACGUACUUGGCUGCAAUUGCACAGGCUGGACCCUCGGCGAGGGAAGCUCAAGCUAGUGAGGCAGGAACUGAUGCUGGAGGUGCUCCCUCGGCGUCUGGAGACGCGGCCGAAGACCCUUUAGCCGGAUCAGCGAUGGAGUAAGCGGGUGGACUCUAUCGCCGUCCAGUGCUUCAUUGCCUCCCGAUGAUUUUGACGAAAGGAUUGGCUAAUGGGUGGGGAUUUGUUGACGUAGGAUGCACUUCCGGACGACAAAUCCCCACCCGUGAGAGAUUUUGCACACAAUUUCCGUAUUUUACAGCAUUUUUGAAAUUACAAUUUUGAUGGGCAUCAAA
Lutzomyia longipalpis is the source of this 1125-nucleotide messenger RNA. Its product is annotated as proteasome subunit alpha type-1-like. The record is from RefSeq and is a predicted model, not a curated record. Gene Ontology annotation, cellular component: nucleus; proteasome core complex; proteasome core complex, alpha-subunit complex. NCBI's taxonomy places the organism in Eukaryota, Metazoa, Arthropoda, Insecta, Diptera, Psychodidae. The transcript has 4 exons. The coding region runs from base 104 to 934 and encodes 276 amino acids. Gene Ontology annotation, biological process: ubiquitin-dependent protein catabolic process.